Molecule: messenger RNA, 398 nt
Organism: Moneuplotes crassus
Lineage: Eukaryota; Ciliophora; Spirotrichea; Euplotida; Euplotidae
Source: the annotation of a GenBank genome assembly
AAUUUUUAUGGAAACAGCAGAGGAACUUAAAGAGAGAUUGACGACUAUGCAAUACAGAGUCACUCAGGAGAGUGGUACUGAGCCCCCUUUUACAGGGAAAUAUGACAAGCAUUUUGAAGAAGGAAACUACAACUGUAUCGUUUGUGGCACUCUACUCUUCAAGUCAGAGCAUAAGUAUGAGUGUGGCUGCGGAUGGCCAGGAUUUUGGGACAAAGAUGGAGAUAUUAAAGAAAUCAGUGAUACCUCUCAUGGCAUGACCAGAACAGAAGUUCAAUGCAAUAACUGCAACGCACACCUUGGUCAUGUCUUUAAUGAUGGUCCUGAACCCACUGGAAUUAGAUACUGCAUCAACUCAGCAAGUCUUGACUUUAAAGAGAAAUAAUUGUUGUAAAUAUUUU